GCGCAAACCUCCCGUCCGUCUUUCCAGGAGCCUUUGCGUCUCUUGCAGCUCUUCUCGUGCCACCUCUCGUUUUCGUCGCGCGGGGAACCGUCGCGUCAUCGGCAAAGCGAGAUAGAUUGCAGCGCGAGUUGGCAAUCUCGGAACGGACGCGUCGACUAUUUUUAAUAUUCAUUCGCCCCUGCUCGAGGAGACUCUGUCAUUGUUUUCCAGCUCUGCGCGUCGUUCUUCGAUAUGAUACUCUCCCUCGCGCUUUUGGCGGCUGCCGCCUCGCUGAUUCAUGCGAUUGAGCCACCGCGAUCCCCACACCAGCCCCUCGGAAAUGGGACUAAACGGCUGACCUAUAAUAUCACCACGGACGCUCCAGCCCUGGCUCCUUCUAGCAGGACGCUAAAUUGGGUCAGUACCGGUAAAGAUGGUGAUUACAUCUAUACCGGCGGCGACGGAUCCUUCAUUUUCGAGAACAUCGCGACCGGGGAAUCAACAACGUUUCUCUCCGCUGACAAGAUACCCGCGGAUUACUGGGAUUACUUCAUAUCUCCCGACGCGAGCCGUGUACUUUGGGCUAUCAACUACACCAAGCAGUAUCGCCAUUCCUACUUCGCCGACUACCUCGUGCAGGAUGUGGAGUCAGGAGAAGUGCGACCGCUCGUUUCAAACUCCUCCGGCGAUAUCCAAUACGCGGAGUGGAGUCCGGCUUCUGCCUCGCAAAUAGCUUUCGUUCAGGGCAACGAUCUGUUCAUCUGGAACGAAGGCGAAAUCGCGCAAAUCACGAGCAAUGGCGGCCCUGAUUGGUUCAAUGCUGUGCCCGAUUGGGUCUACGAGGAAGAAGUCUUUGGAGACCGAUACACGCUCUGGUGGUCUCCAGACGCGAAGUACAUUGCCUUCCUCACCUUCAACGAGACCGGUGUGGAGACUUUCCGCGUACCCUAUUAUAUGGACAACCAGGCGAUUGCUCCGCCAUACCCUCGCGAAUUGGAGCUGCGAUACCCGAAGGUCGGAACGAAGAACCCCACGGUUGGCUUCAACCUACUCGACGUGGAUGCGCUCACGGUUACGAACCUCCCCAUUGAUGCCUGGCCCGAGGACGACCUCGUGCUUGGAGAAGUCGCAUGGGUCACGCAGGAGCACGGCAAGGUCAUGUAUCGCGCGUACAACAGAGUGCAAGACCAAGAAAAGCUUGUAUUGGUGGAUGUAGCCUCCGGAUCGUCUUCAGUUGUGCGCGAAAGGGAUGGCUCCGACGGAUGGCUAGAAAACUACCUAGCUAUUACCUACCUCGGCUCUGUCGCAGGCUCAAACGGUACUUACGGAAACUCGAGCGGCGACUAUUACUUGGACUUUUCCGAUGAGAGCGGCUGGAACCACCUGUACCUCUUUCCAGUCAACGGCGGCGAGAAGAUCGCGCUCACAUCCGGCGAAUGGGAGGUCAGGUCUGUUUUGAAGAUAGAUGCCAAGCGCAGCCUUGUCUAUUACACGUCAACGGAGCACCACAGCACGGAGAGCCACGUCUACUCUGUUUCGUACAAGUCCGGCAAAAAGACGGCUCUGGUCGAUGAUUCUAUUCCUGCAUACUGGACUGCGUCAUUCUCCUCUGGUGGUUCCUACUACGUUCUUCGCUACGCCGGUCCAGACGUUCCAUACCAGGAGCUGUAUUCCAUCAAUUCUACGAAGCCUAUCCGCACCAUUGUAGACAACAAGAGCCUCUGGAACACGCUACAAACGUACAACCUUCCCAACAUUACCUACCAAGAGCUCCAGCAUCCCUCCGGUGUCACGCUCAAUGCCAUGCUCCGCUUACCACCUAACUUCGACGCCAGCAAGAAGUAUCCCGCCAUUCUGCUCCCAUACGGCGGUCCUAACGCCCAGGAAGUCACCAAAGCCUUCAACACCCUGAAUUGGAAAGCUUACGUUGCCUCGGAUCCCGAACUGGAAUACAUCACCUUUACCGUCGACAACCGAGGCACAGGUUAUAAAGGCCGCGAGUUUCGCUCUCUCGUGACCUCCAAUCUGGGAGAUCUCGAAGCGCAGGACCAGGUCUGGGCGGCCAAAGAGCUUGCCAAGAACUCCUUCGUCGAUAGUGACCACAUCGGCAUCUGGGGCUGGUCAUACGGCGGCUAUCUCUCUUCCAAAGUCGUCGAGCUCGGCGACCCCAUCAUAUCGUUUGCUAUGAUCACAGCCCCUGUCAGCGACUGGCGCUUCUACGACUCCAUCUACACGGAGCGCUACAUGAAGACACCCACUCUCAACCCCGAAGGCUACAACAAGUCGCGUGUCCAUGACACCGCCGGCUUCAAGAAGAUUGCGGGAGGUUUUCUGAUCCAGCACGGUACUGGCGACGAUAAUGUGCACUUUCAGAACACGGCGGCGCUGGUGGACCUGCUGAUGGGCGAUUCGGUUAGCCCGGAGAAGAUGCAGCAUACAUUCUUCACGGAUAGCGAUCAUAACAUUCGGUAUAAUAAUGAUGGGAGGUUUCUGUAUCGGCAGCUGAGCAAGAAGGUGUUUGAGGAGAAGCAGAGGACGGGCGACUUGAAAGGCGGGCAUCAGUGGAGUAAGAGGGGUCAGAGGGGGCAGAAGAAGUGGACAGCAUGAGAAGAGGAUAGGCGACUGACCGUAAUUGGGCUCAACCGCAUCGUUCCUCAUAAAUUCAACUACAUGCCUUCCCGUCAAUCCUUCCCUGUCGCUCAAAAUGGACCCUCAUGUGACUAUAUUCGCUAGCGGGGUCGAUGUCACGGAG
Messenger RNA from Trematosphaeria pertusa, 2731 nucleotides. RefSeq lists its product as uncharacterized. The transcript has a single exon. NCBI's taxonomy places the organism in Eukaryota, Fungi, Ascomycota, Dothideomycetes, Pleosporales, Trematosphaeriaceae. Gene Ontology annotation, molecular function: dipeptidyl-peptidase activity; serine-type endopeptidase activity. Bases 232 to 2586 code for a protein of 784 amino acids. The record is from RefSeq and is a predicted model, not a curated record. Gene Ontology annotation, biological process: proteolysis.